Messenger RNA from Poecilia latipinna (sailfin molly), 1884 nucleotides. RefSeq names its product karyopherin alpha 2 (RAG cohort 1, importin alpha 1) (gene kpna2). NCBI's taxonomy places the organism in Eukaryota, Metazoa, Chordata, Actinopteri, Cyprinodontiformes, Poeciliidae. Gene Ontology annotation, biological process: protein import into nucleus. The transcript is spliced from 11 exons. Gene Ontology annotation, cellular component: cytoplasm. The record is from RefSeq and is a predicted model, not a curated record. Gene Ontology annotation, molecular function: protein binding; nuclear import signal receptor activity. Bases 168 to 1739 code for a protein of 523 amino acids.
ACCGGCGAAUGAAUGCUUUGACUCGAAUGGCCCAAUCAGAGGACUUUUUUCUGGAAUUUAAAGGUCUGUGCGGCAUUUUCUAACUACACAUCUCCUGCUCCAGCAUUGGGAAUUACACCGCUACAAGACCUGUUCUCUGCACUCCCUAAUCACACAAACAUACAAAAAUGUCCGAGAACGUCGCACGCCUGAACAAAUUCAAGAACAAAGGCAGAGAUGCUAACGAGCUCCGACGCAGGAGAGUGGAGGUGAACGUCGAGCUUCGUAAGGCCAAAAAGGAUGACCAGAUGUUCAAGAGGAGAAAUGUGGCCGCUGCCCCGGAUGAGGCGACGUCUCCCCUCCAAGAAAGAAACCAGAACUGCCAGGCAUUCAGACAGUGGACUGUCGAGGAGAUUGUUGCUGGAGUGAACAGUGGCAGUCUCGAGUCCCAGCUGCAGGCAACCCAGGCUGCACGGAAGCUGCUGUCCCGUGACAAACACCCUCCCAUCGACCAGAUGAUCGCUUCCGGCCUCAUCCCCAAGUUCGUCUCCUUCCUUGCCCUCACUGACUGCCCUCCGAUCCAGUUCGAGGCGUCCUGGGCGCUGACCAACAUCGCCUCGGGGACGUCUGCUCAGACUAUGGCCGUGGUGGACGGCGGGGCCAUCCCUGCCUUCAUCAGCCUGGUCGCUUCGCCCCAGCAGCACAUCAGCGAGCAGGCAGUCUGGGCUCUUGGAAAUAUCGCUGGCGACGGGUCGGCUCUUAGAGACAGGGUGCUCAAGCACGGCGCAGUAGCCCCUCUGCUCACUCUGCUGGCAGUCCCUGACCUCACUGUGUUCACUCCCGGCUAUCUUAGAAAUGUGACCUGGACCCUGUCCAACCUCUGCCGCAACAAGAACCCGUCCCCUCCUGUGCACGCCAUCCAGCAGAUUCUACCCGCCCUUGUCCGCCUGCUGCACCACGACGACCUGGAGGUGUUGGCCGACGCGUGCUGGGCUGUUUCCUACCUGACGGACGGCUCCAAUGACCGCAUUGAGAUGGUGGUUGAAACCGGCGUGAUUCCUCGCCUGGUGAAGCUGCUCGGCUUCCAAGAACUGUCUGUAGUUACUCCAGCGCUCCGUGCUCUGGGUAACAUCGUGACCGGCACAGAUGAGCAGACUCAGGCUGUUCUUGACGCCAGCGCGUUGUCCAUGUUCCCCCACCUGCUGCGCCACAAAAAGGCCAACAUCCAGAAAGAGGCAGCCUGGACUCUGUCCAACAUCACGGCAGGGAAGGACACCCAGAUCCAGGAAGUCAUCAACGCAGGCCUCGUUCCCUACAUGGUCGACAUGCUCGUGCGGGGUGACUACAAAACCCAGAAAGAGGCAGUGUGGGCAGUAACCAACUUCACCAGCGGGGGCACUGUUCAGCAGGUGGUCUACCUCGUCCAAGCCAACGUUCUUGAGCCGCUUCUGAAUCUGCUUUCCUCCAAGGACAGCAAAAUCGUCCUCGUCAUUCUGGACGCCAUCACCAACAUCUUCAUGGCCGGAGAUAAAAUCGGAGAGUCGGACAAACUGAGUCUGAUGAUCGAGGAGUGCGGUGGCCUGGACAAGAUAGAAGCGUUGCAGGCUCACGAGAACGAGUCGAUCUACAAAGCUGCACUCAACCUGAUUGAGAAGUACUUCUCUGAAGAGGAAGAGGAGGUGCAGUGUGUGAUCCCUGAAGCUACUGAUGACGGUUACGCAUUCCAGAUCAGUGAAAACCAGAGCACGUUUAAUUUCUAAACGACUUGUUGCUUUCACUCUGUACUGUAACCUCCCACUGCUACGGUCUGUCCUGUGUUCAUGUGACAUUUGCUGAUAUUUGUAUGUAUUGUACAUACUCCUUUUAUAACAGAACAAAUGUGUAAAUAAAGCUGUUGGAUCUUGU